Impatiens glandulifera is the source of this 636-nucleotide messenger RNA. RefSeq names its product putative E3 ubiquitin-protein ligase XBAT35. The transcript has 3 exons. Lineage: Eukaryota; Viridiplantae; Streptophyta; Magnoliopsida; Ericales; Balsaminaceae. The record is from RefSeq and is a predicted model, not a curated record. Bases 1 to 636 code for a protein of 211 amino acids.
AUGAAUGAUUUGACUUUGCCUUCAUCCACAGUCUCAAGACGCUGGAGGCGGAGGAGAGGUAUCGUGGCUUCCCGAGAGGGAAGAGAAACACACCUCCAAUUUAAAUCAGCAGAUGAAAAUGGUCAAUGCCAAUUGCAGCAGUUCUUCAAUGCAUGCAAAGGAAUUCCUCAGGUAAUAUCCCCAGUAGCUGCUGAAAGCAUGGAUUUAGCUGAAUCUGAAACUGUAACAAGACUGCCUCAUAUUCAUACAAAUGUCUCAAAAAUGAAUAAUGAACCGGGGGUCAUUGGUGAAGCUAGCUCAAGCAACGACAGUGGGGACCAACAAUUCAAUCAUCAAAUCACAACAGUUGUGACAACUCUCCCAUCAGCCCCACCUAUGGACUACACAAUCAAAGAGGAUGAUCCAAUCCAUUAUCCCAAAAUCGAUGUCAGCCACAUUGAUUCAUCUAAAGAAGAGGUGGUGAAAGAAGAUUUGUCUUGUGUUAUAUGUUUGGAUGCCCCUAUUGAGGGAGCUUGUGUUCCAUGUGGUCACAUGGCAGGAUGCAUAUCUUGUUUGAAAGAGAUCAAAGCAAACAAGUGGGCUUGCCCAGUAUGUCGUGCUCAGAUCGACCAGGUUGUGAGGCUUUACUCCGUUUGA